AUGGCUGAGCCGGAACGGGUCCGCCUUCCCGCGCGGUCCACCCGCGGAAAACGAGUGUCGGAGCUGGUGGGGGAGGAUCUAGACGCGGAUGAGGAGUUUUGGAAUCAGAAGGCUUUCCAGGAGGUGAGCUGGCAUGCUGACGUGGAUCUGUUGACUCAAAAGACCGCUGGUGGUGGGAGGAGGGAGGGGGGGGGAGGGGGGUUGAAGGAUCUAGACGCGGGUGAGGAGUUUUUGAAUCAAAAGGCCUUUCAAGAGGAAGCAGAGGAUGUGGAGUAUGCAACGGAGGGCGAGGUGGAUGAGGACGUUUUCGACAGCGACUUUGAUGACGACGAGCCAGAAAACGAGGAGGAGGAGCCUGGAGCAGAGGUGAAAGAAAGGUCUGCCUCUCCCGUUAUCCUCUCUCCUGCCGCAUCCCCUCCCUCGUCUCUCUUCCCAUGUUCCUUCCUUUCCAUGCCUCUUUCCCUUUCCCUUUCCGCACAUUUUCCCCCAUAUCAUCCAUCUCCGAGACACCAGUCUACCAAGCGCCGUCUCCUGCCUCCUGGCACCAAGAAAGAAACCAAGGAAGGAGUCUGCAAAGAGGGCGAAGAAGGGCCUCCUUCAUUUCCCCUCAUCCUCUCCUUGCCUGCCCCACCUGCCCCACCUGCCCCACUCACCUGCCCCGCCUGCCCCACCUGCCCCACCUUCCCCACUCACCUGCCCCACCUGCCCCACUCACCUGCCCCACCUGCCCCACUCACCUGCCCCACCAGGCCUACCAAGCGCCGUCUCCUGCCUCCCGGCACCAAGAAACUUUCCAAAAAGCCUAAGAAACCUGCUAAGGCAGCAAAGAAGGGCGUUGGUGGAAGGACGCUUGUUGCAGAGAAGGGGAAAGCGAGCGGAAGGGUUGACGGGGAGGCGACAGGUGAUGGGGCGGAGGCGGAGAAGGGGAAGAGUAAAGCUGGGAGGAGGAGUGGCGUGGGAAAGAGUAGGCAGAGACGUGAGUUGGCUCUUCUGGGAGUGGGGCGAGUGAAAUGGGAAGGGGCGGAGGGAGGUGAGGGAGAGGAGAGAGAGGAGCGAGAGGAAGGAGAGGAGGGAGAGGAGGGAGAGGAGCUUAUUGGUGAUGCGACAGUAGAUCUGACAGACGAAAAUUGCGGGGGAGGGGGAGGAGGGAGAGAGGGAGGGCGGGAGGGAGGGAGGAGGGAUGGAGAGGAGGAAGUCAAGGAGGACAGCGGUGGUGGUGAGGGACAUGGAGAGGCAGGCUUUGAGGGCAGCGAGGGAGGGGGUACCCAAGGCGAGGUUCUGAACCGGGAAGCGUUGGGAGUGAUGCUGGGGGAGGGAGGAGGAGGUGAAGAGGAAGGCUGUGGUGGAGAAGGGGGGAUGCAUGGGGCCUCCUCUUAUCCAGAUUCGUCCCAUUCCCCUUCUCCCGCAUCAUUGUCUACCAGCAAAUGCAUGCGCCUUGCCACUCCAUGCAUGCGCCUUGCCACUCCAUGCAUACGCCUUGCCAGUCCCCGCAUGCGCCUUGCCAGUCCCUGCAUGCGCCUUGCCAGUCCCUGCCAGAGCCCACGGAACUUCCCCGCCAGGGUGCACUGGGCUGUGCUGCAAGGAACACAACUUCACUCUGUCCCUCCGUUCCCCUAUUCCUCCUUACCUUGCUCUGUUGUUUUCCCAUGCUGCUGCCAUGCCAUCCCCAACGCUCGUCCCUCCCUUUCUCCUUUUCUAUUCCUCUUUUCCUCCCGCCCUCCGUUCAUCUCCCUCCCUUGCUCUGUCGACCCUCAGAUGGCAGGAGGAGCAAGCAGCAAAGAAGAUACUUCCAGCCAGGAGCCACCGGCCGCUGCUGCUGCCAUUUCUAACGCUCAAAAUUUCUCCAUUCCUCUGUUCCUCCUUUCCACACUUCCUGGCUCUGUUGGCCCUCAGAUGGCAGGAGGAGCAAGCCGCAAAGAAGAGGCUGAGGAAAGCGGCAAAGGCGGAGGCGAGAAAGGGGGCAGAGGCAGGCAUGGGAGGGAAGGCAAUAUCCCAGGAGGGACAUGGGCCGACCUCGGUGGUGAUGCAUGCAGCGCCCACACUUUCCACGUGAGGGAGCUGCCACCGCUGGCAACAUUCCUCUGUGCUGGCAGCAUCAUGAUGCCAGCGUCGUUUUGCUGCCAGGAGCGCAUGGAUGCUUCCAGAACGCUGCUGGCAGCACGUUGGCAGCGCUCUCUAACCAUGCGCAGCAAAGUACCAGUAGGCAAGUCCUCACCUCGUCCUCACGUGCAGGUUAAUAACUACGGGCGAAUUAACUCGCCCGGCGAUGACAUCCGUGUAGCCAUGGCGAAGAACGCGAGCAAGGCGGCAAGUCCUACCGCCGCCUCCGGUGCGAGCUGUGACGGGGACGAAGCGAACGGCGACGACGCCGAGGAGGAUUGGCCGGAGAACGGCCACGACGACAGCGCUUCAGGCGACGAUGUAGGUCCUGCUGACAUCGAGGAGGACGACUGGUGGAAUCGGCCGGUCGGGAGCGACGACGAGGUGGAAGAGUGGCAUGUUGGUGAUUCCGACAACGACGGAGGUAAAGAUGCGCAUGGUAACAACGCGGAGGCAGCGGCGGAUGCACAGGAAGCGACGUCCAAGUCAAAGCGGGCCCGCGUGGUGCUCUCUGACGACGACGGUCCGGGGGAGGAGCGUCGCCCGAUACUCACCGCUGCGGAGAAGGGGAAAGCCAAGGUCGCGGAAGCCCCUGCUAAGGCCCCUGCUAAAGCCCCUGCUCGUCGCCGCACAAGCAACAAGAAGCUGACAUCCGACGGAGACCCGGGAUCCAGCAAGGGUGCGGCUAAGAAGAAGGCGAAGAAGGCGCCGAAUCCUGACGACAUCGUCGUGAACGAGCCGCUGGGCAGCGACGAUGAGUACGCGGCGGCGGCAGGCCCGAUUCCCACAUUCCCUGAGAAGGACAACGGGUGGAUGGACGAGACCGCUGUGCAGACCUGGCUGUCCAAGGAGGUGCUGCCCCAUCUGAACCCCCAGCGCGGCCAGAACGCAAGGCAGGCGAUGCUGGUGUUGGACUCCUACCGCGGUCACAUCACCCAGACCAUGCUUCAGUCGUACCGCACGCACAGCAUCACCCCUGCAGUCAUCCCAGCGGGUUGUACGAGCCAGAUUCAACCCCUGGACGUCUCCAUCAACCGGUGCUUCAAGGCUGCUGUGCGAGCGCGCUACGCCAUAUCCGAAGACGAAGAAGGGGAACCUGCGGAGGCCUCCGCACCCCGUGGUGCUGCAGUGGAUCGCGGAGGCUUGGGAUCAAGUCCCCAAGCAGAUCAUCAUCGACGCGUUCCGCCACUGUGGGAUCUCGAGCAAGCUAGACGGAACAGAGAACCACCUGGUGAUGUCUCACCUGCGCGCCAGGAGCACCACCGAUGUCUCCGCGGACAUGUCUCUCGGGGGGACCACAGGCGACAACACGCGCCUGCUCGGUCGGGCUCCAGAGGAGGAGGAGGAGGAGGCGAUGCAGGCGGAGGGCGUGCGGGAGGUGGCGUGGCAACCGGCCUGGAGGUGCUGUACCAGGAGACCCCCAACUACCGCGGAGCGGCGGCCAAGGCUGACCGCAUGGUCGAGCCUAGGGAGACGGCUAGGCAUGCCUAG
Closterium sp. NIES-65 is the source of this 3591-nucleotide messenger RNA. NCBI's taxonomy places the organism in Eukaryota, Viridiplantae, Streptophyta, Zygnematophyceae, Desmidiales, Closteriaceae. The record is from the annotation of a GenBank genome assembly.